Messenger RNA from Pieris macdunnoughi, 2598 nucleotides. NCBI's taxonomy places the organism in Eukaryota, Metazoa, Arthropoda, Insecta, Lepidoptera, Pieridae. The record is from the annotation of a GenBank genome assembly.
AUGGCUGGUAAAUAUUCUUCAAGUCUCAGCUCAAAGGAGAAAGUUCGAAAAGAUCGUGUAGAAUGGUCUACCAGUGAUCCAGAGGUAAAAUUGCCCACAAGAAAUCUUAAGAAAAAAGUGCCUGUCAUCAAAAAAUCACCCAAGGACGGUGUUUCGGCUUCAGAAACUAACUUGACGAACUGUGGGAGUAUAUUAGUUCUUCAAGAAAAAGUUGGUCGUGGUGACGAUCGGGCUACUGGCAAUACUGAUAGCAAAAGGACGACCAAGAUUGCAAAAAUAGCGAGUAUGAAGCCGCAAAUACAACGCACUAAGAAAUCGGGACAAGCAUGUUCCGGGAGUGGAAUGCCGAGGUUGCGGUCAUGUAAGUAUGUUAGUAAUCUUAAGUUAAAGUCAAAACUAACGACUUUUCAAAACAAUUUAUCUUUAAUGCAUAGACCCUUUUCAUCAUCGGAUUCCGAUGAUUCUUUAAGAAGAGAGCUAAGUGCUAUUAAUGAUGACACGCGUCGAAGUGCAAGAGUAAUAUUCGACUCACGCCAGAAGCUCCUUAACAUGGUACAGAAAAAGGAAGCAGAGCCAGUAGACUUUGAGGAGUUGUGUGAGCGCAAAGACAUUCUGCUUCAGGAGUUGGAUCACAUGGAUGCCAUAACGAAAAAUAUGUGGAAACUUUUUCGAAAUAGGCUUCCUACGACGACCAAGAAAAAUACUAAUUCAAUUCACGAAACGCCUCUAAGUAGACCACCUAUCAGCCACCAGAAGAAAAUUAAUCAGCCUAUACAUUCAGGCACCGAAAUCCCGUCAGCACACGAGCCACCUACUAGAAGUAAAUCUGAAAUUGAUCUCGGUCGAAAAUUAUAUGAAAGUUACGACAUGCAAGAGAAACUCGUAGCGGACAAUGCCAACCUCGAAGUCAAGAGGCACAUUUUGUACAAGGAACUUAUGACGAAGGACCAAAAUUUGGAAAUUUGUCGCGGUCAAAUAAAAAGGCUACAGGGGGAGUUAAAAUUAUUACAUAAAGAAAAUACGACGCUGCACGAAAAGCUUAGUAAAAAUAACCCUCAGGGCGAUGCGACUCCAAACAAUCAAGACAACACUUUUCAACAGGAUAUAGAUAAUUGCUCACUGAACAAAGAAACCGUAUGUGUGAAAAAUCCAGUCCCAGAUAACCAACAAGAACUUGAAGAAAUUGAAAAAGAAAUUGUACAAUUGAAGAACGAUCUAGAUUGUUUUCGGUUCGACAUGGAUAGUGCUAAGGCAGGUAGCGCUUGUAAAGGCGGAGGCGGCCUUAAUACGUGCUUUCAACAACCUGCAGGUGGUCCUCCGGUGCCUCCUAUGACAAAAGCUUGUGGUGUGUGUCCUCCUUGUCCAGCGCCAUGCAAUCCCAAUGCUCCUCCGACACCCGCCGAAAAAGAAGUUCAGAAACUGACGAUUCAACUCCGGCAAACCGAGGAAAACUUUAAGACUAAAGUGACAGAGUGCGCUAUGCUUCGUGCUGAGGUUCUAAGGAAAAAGGAAGAACUAGAAAAGGAAAGAUGUCAGCACCGUGAAGUUCAGAACAAAUUGCGUGAGCUCGAAAUGAAGUUUGAAGGUUUGGCGAUGACAACCAAUAUGAACCUGGGCAGUAAGGAGCAGGCAUUUGAGCAGGAAGUAAAUGUGCGAGGUUUGAAGUUGUGCUACAGAGAGGCGCGAGAGGAAAUUGAUGAACUGAGGAUGCUUAUGAAGGAGCAGAAUGAUCAGCUACAGGAUUAUAGAGUGAAGUACCUUCAAACGCAACAACUCGUGGAGGAGCAGCGUCGUCAAAUGGACAUGAUGGACAUGGAUAACACGAGAAUCAGUGAACAGAUUAAUCUAGAAAUUCAGAAAGUGAAGAUAAAAUUCCAAGAGAAGCUGCAGGAGUUAGCCCCGAUUCCAGAUCUGCUAAAAGCAGCUCAGCUUAAACUAAAAGAUGCACAGCAGUCACAGGCGAUUGCCGAACACAACGCUGAACAGUUGGCAAGGGAACUCAAUUCGGCUAGGGAAAAGGUCCAUAUGCUCCUGCAUAGCAGCCUUAAGCCACCAGAAAAAGCCACAGAACGGGGUGGUGAUGAGAAACAAAUAGCCCUUCUUCAACAAAGAGUUACGCAAUUGACAGAAUCUAACAUGACGUUGAAGAGUGAGAUUGAAAGACUCAAGGCGAAUAUAAUUCGUAUGGAGGAGUCUGUCCUUGCAAAUGAAAAGCGUUUGCAAGAGAAGAUGCACGAAUGCGCUCAAUUGGGCGGAGAACUUGAUAGGGCCAGGGACGAGGCGGCUAGAGCCUUGCAGAGAGCCAACGAACGCACUGACACUAUUCGCAAGUGUAUGCAAACUACAGUAGCUGAAUUGGAAAGGCAGUUGGCGUCGACUCGAGCUCAAGUCAAAAAUGCAGAGAAAGAUAGAGAAGAGGUACAAAGCCGUAUGCACUGUCAAAUCAAGCGCUUGAAUGAGAACUUCGAGCAGGCACAACUACGUAUAUUUGGACUGCAGUCCCAGGUUCAGGCCCUGAGAAGAACAGCGUCCAGCACUGGCGAAGGAGAUGCGGAGCAGCAGGAGUGCGCCUGCAAAACUUUCUUUGACAACCCUUAA